This is a messenger RNA of Onthophagus taurus, 5752 nucleotides long. The record is from RefSeq and is a predicted model, not a curated record. Lineage: Eukaryota; Metazoa; Arthropoda; Insecta; Coleoptera; Scarabaeidae.
AUGAAUGAUCAUUAUAUUUCAAAAACACACAUUUCUAAGUUAGAUCAUAAACUAUUAGAAGUAAGAGAAAGGGCCUUGAAGAAUAUUCUCUCAAAGAUUCAAAUUGGAUUGCCUUAUGAUAACGUUUAUGCCCGGCAACAAGAAAUUUUAACCAAAUGCUUUAAUUUAUUUGAAUUUGAUGAUUGUUCCAUGAAGAAUUUUAUUUUGGAAUUAAUUGGAACUACUUUAAAGAGUGAAACUGGUCAAUUAUUAAUUAAUCAUUUUGGCUCAAAAGAAAUAAUAAAAAGUCUUCUUAACGUUCGUGUACAUGUAAAUGGUUGUCUUGUGAAUGAAGUUGAUGAGCUAAUAAAAUAUGUAGAAAAUAAAAAUCAAAGUGUAAAAGCUUUGGUUCCACCUCUGGUGUCAGAAAUUCCCUUAAGUUAUCGAUCUGAUUGUGAAGCUGUUUCAAAAGUUGGGUCCACAGCUACUUCAAUUAACAUUUUUGUGCAUAAUUCACCAGAAAAUGAACAACAAUCUCCAUUAUCUCAAAGCUCAAAUCUAUUAAAUUGUGAUUUGUUUUAUUGCGUUCAACCAUUAGUGGAAACUGACACGCACAUUUUGGAAUCGGUUGAAGCGUCUUUAAAGAGCGGCGAUGAAGACGAACUCUCACGAACUUGCUAUUUUUUUAUGGAUAUCCUAAUUCGUGACUUUUCCCCACAAGUUUUUCUUCAAUUACGGACCAUUUUAAAGGAACUCGAAAAUAUUUUUAUUUCGAAUGAUUCGUCCGAAAUCAAAUUAAUUGUAGCCAAGUUAACUUUGGUGUUUAAGAAACAAAUUUUUGAGAAGGCUGAGCAAGAAUUAAAAAAUGAAUGUGCUUGUGAUAAAAAUACUGUAAUUAUUUAUUGUUUACAAAAUUUGCAAUGGUCUUUGGAAGAGUUCUUAUCAGUUAAUGGUUUAGGAUCGAAUUUAAUACAUUCUGAAAAGCUACAUCUUUAUAUGGUGUUAUUACAAUUAAUCUAUGAUCUUGUUCAUAUUACAAAUCAGUUUUUUCAAGCUAAUAAAAAACUAUUGAAUCUAUUAAAUAAGACUUUAAAUAAAUUUGCUCAAGUUAUUUGUAAGAUUUCAUUAAGUAUAAUUUGUGCAGAUUAUAAUCAGCAGCUUUACAUAAUUUAUAUAAGUUUAAUUAUAACGUUUUUAAACAUUUCAAAAUUGUUACUGCCUUCAAAUUCUAAUUUAUAUUUUGGACCUGUAAAAGAGGUUUUAAUCACGAUAGCUUCUGAUGUUACUAUUAUGCUUUUUUAUCCACAAAUUUAUGAUGAAGUGUUAGAAUAUGCGCAGCUUAUAAAACUCGAAAAUUUAAACAACUACCUUUCUCUAAAAGAUAUUUACGCCAGUUUUUUGACAGCGGUAAAACUUUUAAGAACCAAAACUAAUGAGGCGUGCGAUAUUAAAGAAUUUAAUAUGGAUGAUAUAAAAUUGGCUUUGAAAACUUGGACUUUCUAUAAAGAUAUGCGAAUUGCGAAUAUAUUUUUGGAGAAUACUGUUCAAGAUGAUGAUUUUAAUGAAAUGUUAUGUAGUUUAUUAGCUCAUAAAGAUAUUGGUCUAAAAUUAAAAAUGUAUAAAAUGCUGUUGGAUAAGUUCACUAAAACAAUGGGUCCAAAUAUGUGCAUCAAAUCUACAAUAUUAAAAAAUAGUAACAUCGAAUUUUUAUUAAAUUGUAAAAUUUUCAACAAAAUAAUUUUGGAGGGGUUAUCUUCACUGGAUAAUGACGUUCGUCAAACUGCCGAAAAUAUUUUACUCAUCGUAUUCAAAUCUUCAACGGUAGUAUCAGAAAGUAUUUGGCGAAAAGUUCUCGAAAUAAUUUUGUUGACGUUUCCGGCUUUAGCGUGUUUUGCAAAGGAUACGUCAUCAUUAGGUCAAUUAGUUCUGGAUAUUGUUGAUCCAGAUCGAGGACAAUCUAUGGGAAUGACAUUAGAUUCUAUAUUCAAAUCCAACUUAUCAUUGCUCUUCAGUCGUCACGCUUCUGUUAGGAAUGAGGCAAUUUCAAGAUUAUGUUGGUUAUUAUCCAUUCAACUGGAUCACAAUAAAUUAUUACCGCGACUUAAUUAUGUUUCAAAUAAAUUACAUAAUGUAUGUUUUGCUAAAUAUCAAGUUGACGUAAACCAUUUACCAGCAUAUACAAAAACUUAUCAUCAGCAAGGAGUAUUAGAAAAACUUUUAAAAUUAUUAUACACCGCAAAUUUGGAACCACUAAUUAAAAGAUCAACAUUAACUCAACUUGCAGUUAUAAUAGAAGACUAUGCGUUACAUAAAGAAUUCUUAGAAUUAGAUGGAAUUCAAAAAAUGGUUGCGUUACUUAAGGAUUCUCUUCUAGAAAAAAAUUACGAAACAUACCCGGAUUGUGCGUUAUCUCUAAUAACUAUUUUAAAAUAUUUAGCUUUAUAUAAUUCAUCAGUACGACAAAAUUUAGGAUGUGAUGAAAUUGUGUAUUAUAUAUUUAGAGCAAUGUUAUUAUAUCGUACAGACGAUCGUCUUCUCCACGAUGGAAGUACCUUAAUAUUUUGUUUACUAUACAAUAAUUAUUUAAAGGGAAGUGUUAUCCAAGCAAAUUUAUCUCUACCGAAUAUUAUACUUCAAAAUUUACAAGUUCCAUUCAGUUGUGUAACGUUUCAAAAUAAUUCUGACGAUUUUUCUGAUUUUAAUAUUUGGACCAAAAACGACAACGAAAAACAGUUUUCUUUAAAAUUAAUGUGGAACUUUGCGUGGUUCAACAAUAAAACAAAUAUUAUGGAUUGGAACAUUUCUAACGAUUUUAAUUUGGAUUUGUGUUUAUCUGAAAAAGAAUUGAAGCGUGUUCAAAAUUCUUCGCUGGAAUUUUGUUUCAGAAAAUGCCUGAAUGCUAUUCAAAGCGAUUAUUAUAACGAAUUUGUGAAGUUAAUUGGAAUUUUACAUUUAUAUCGAAUACUAACACCGAAAUAUGCAACAAACAUCGAUUUUUUUUCAUCACCUUCAACGAUGAUAUUAGAAAGAUUGUUUUAUUCAGCGUGUCCAAAUGAAGACGAAUUAAGAAUUAUGAUGGAAUGUUUAGCAUUACUUAUUCCGUUAAAUAAUAACAACUUAGCAAUUUACGAUUGUUUGCUUCAAAACCAAUUAAUGUUUACACAAGGAGAAAAAAAUGGUCUCGACGUGGAAUUCUUCAGGUUAAUCACAACUUGUAUGAAACACAAUAAAAAUUCCUAUUAUAACGGAUUCGAAGUGGUAAAUUUAAUUUCCGAAUGCCUAAGUUGCGAUGUACAAGGCUUUUAUAAUUUGGCUUUAUUAGAUUCAAUGUUAACAUGUUUAACUCAAAUAACAUUAAAUCCAGGAUGGUCACAGUUAAGUGAUAACCGAGAUACAAAGCUAUUUAAUAUUUGUUAUAAUCUAGGCGAAUUAAUUGCAACUUUUAAUACUGGAAAAGGCGAGAACGCCUCGGAAUCCGUGAUGGGUUCUGCGAUAAUAAAAAACGCCAUUUUAUCAUUAUGCCACAUUUUACACGAAAUGAUUAGUUGGAAUAUUGAAAAUUGGGAGUAUUACUUUAUUGAAAAAGAAUCUGGAAUCAAUCGAAACUUAGUAAAUUUGUUUUUAUUAUUUGAAAGUAAAGACGUAACCAUACGAGCGGGUGUAUUUCAAUUAUUCACUGGAUUAUUUCUUUCUAUUGAUUGCAUUAAUGAAUUAACUGAAAAUUUACACUAUAAUUUACGAGAAUUGUUAUUUUCGAUUUUGAUUGAUAAAUAUGAAAGCGUUUUGGUUAAAGAACAUGUUGCUAACGCUUUAUAUAAUUAUAUAUCUACGUUGUUUCGGUUCAAGAUUGACAUGUUAUUGGAAAUUCCUAACAUUUUAAUAAGUAUUAACUUUUUUUCUGCACUGACUUCAAUGUUGGAUUUAUGUGUAUCGAACGAAUCAACUGUUAGAACACCAAUUAUUGCAGUUGGGUGUUUGAAAUCAUUAUUGUGUUUAAUUGGAAAGCUGUUUCAGGUAUUUUCAACAAGUUUGAACAAUCAUUUUAAUGAUAUACGGCUACUGAAAUUGUUUUUAAGAUUAUUAAUCGUACCAAACACUCAAAAACUAUCAACAACCAGAGAUUUGGAGCAUUAUCGGUAUGUCAUAGAACUAGAUAUUGCUGUUUGUAACUUUUUGAUUCAACUUUACGAAACAAAUGGACUUCAAAUUCAAAUAAAUACGCAAGAGGUUAUUUUCUCGGUUAGAUCUUUCUUAAACAAAAAUUUGUAUUUUAACGAGUUGAAAGAUUUUAUAUAUCUUCGUAACAAAUUGUGGACAAAAAUUUUCCAAUUAUUGACAAUUAUAUAUUAUGUCUCUCAUAAAGAAUCACAAGAACAUAAUCAAUUUGAGAUGAUUAAGAAUGUAAUUAAUCAAGAUUAUUUAGAAACUUUAUGUAUUUCUUUAAGCGAUAUUAAAUCUAAAGACCUGUUAGAAUGGGCGUUAAAAAAUUUGAUUACACUGAUUGAUUUACAAGAUAUAAUGGUUUCAAAUGAAUUGAUAUCCAAAUUAUUUAAUUUAUUGCAUAAUAUGACUCAAAAUAACUCCAGUUCAAAAAAGAAAACAAAAGAGCUGCUUUUAAAUGUUAUAACUGGAUUAAUGAGUGUUUCAAAUGUAGCUAAGAUUUGUGGUUUAAAAGCUGGUUGUGUUUCUCUCGUAAUGAAGUUAAUGAAGAAAAUUGAACUCAAGUUAAGUCUCGAGGAUGUUGGAUCACUUAGAAAAACCGGGAAGAAAAAACAAAUAAUUGAAAGUUUAACGGAAUUUUCAAUUUAUUUACACCUCUUAAAUAAUUUAUCAACGGAUUAUGACGAUGCUAAAACACUUAUAAUUAAACUAGGAUUUGUUAGCUUAAUACAUAAAAAUUGGAAUUGGAUAUCUGCAAGUACUGAUUUGUUAAGCGAUACUCUAAAAACGAUAUGCACCUUAACAUCUCAAUAUGAAACUGCAUGCAAUGAAUUAGCUCUAUCAAAUUUCACAUCAAAAAAACUUUCUAGCACAAAUACGCUUAUUAACUUAAUUAUUAACGUUAUUUUACGCGAAAUGGAAUUUAUUAGCAAAACACAUAAUUUGGCCAUUUUAAAAUACUCUUUUCAGAUAUUACACAAUUCAUGUUCUUCCGACGACUGCAGAACUAUAAUAGCGAAAACUAACUUAUUGGCUUUUUCAUCAAAGUUACAUCCUUCAAUGACGAAACAUCAAAAAUCGUGGAAACAAGUCCAGUUGUUUUGGUUGGAAUUUCUAAAUAUCUAUUCAUCCUAUCCGGAAGGACAAACAGUAAUCCACCGAUUUCCAGAACUACUACAAAUAUUGAUCACAAUUUCUGAAAGUAAUGCGGAGAAUAGAAUCUUAUCUAUAAAAAUCUUAAGAAACUUUUCGUUUUGUUCGUCAAACAAACCGCGAUUGUUGGCAUGUGUUGAAUUUCUGGGAUUAAUAAGUAAAUUAUUAAUAUCGCUUGAAAACAAAGAAGAAUUUCAUAUUGCUCUUGUAAUUUUAUGGACACUCUCUGCAAAUAACCAGAAAGCAAAAGUUAUUUUGAAAUGCGCUGGUUUGGAUGGAAAGUUAAAAACAGCUUUAGAAUCCGCUGAAAUUUUUGUACGAUCUGGUGAUAUGGACGAAAAAGAUCUUGAGGAGAUACGUCAUGUUUUACAAAUAUUGCGAAAUAAUGAUAAUUGAUGUAGGUGUCAUGUAGACGUUGUUAUAAUUAACUUAAUAAAUUUGAUCUACAAUUUUUAUUAAA